Sphenostylis stenocarpa is the source of this 540-nucleotide messenger RNA. Lineage: Eukaryota; Viridiplantae; Streptophyta; Magnoliopsida; Fabales; Fabaceae. The record is from the annotation of a GenBank genome assembly.
AUGCGGGGCCCACCCAAGUAUAACACCCCGAAGGAGGCAAGUCCGUCUCAGCUUGAUCAAGUGCGAGUUGAGCAUCUUCGUUGGGCGAGUAGGCACCCCAUCAUCACCCUGUCAGUUGUCUCAGCAGUCACCAAUAAGUUCUCAGUAGUGGAAUUCAAGAUGAUUAGGUCUUUUGUUGGAAAGAUACAAAAGGGUGUCUCACAAAUUGGGCCUGGAAAGCCUGCACUCAACUACGUGAAUGAAAAUCAAUUGAAGACCAUAAAUGUUGUGCCAGGUGAUGUUAGUAAAGGGUAUUUUGCUGUUAUUGCAAUCAAAGAUGGAGAAAUAAAAAGGUUUGUUGUGGAGUUAGAUUACUUGACUAAUCCUGCAUUCUUGGGACUCUUGGAUCAAGCUGGAGAAGAGUAUGGUUUCAAUCAGCAAGGAACUCUUGCAGUCCCUUGUCGGCCUCAGGAAUUACAGAAGAUUCUAGAUGGUUGGAGAAUUAGACCAGAUCGCGUCAAAAGUUCAGGAAGGGAUAUUUAUGUUCCUAAGUUCCCAUGA